This is a messenger RNA of Aspergillus sclerotioniger CBS 115572, 735 nucleotides long. RefSeq lists its product as uncharacterized. The transcript has 4 exons. The record is from RefSeq and is a predicted model, not a curated record. NCBI's taxonomy places the organism in Eukaryota, Fungi, Ascomycota, Eurotiomycetes, Eurotiales, Aspergillaceae. Bases 170 to 685 code for a protein of 171 amino acids.
GAACCAUGUAAGCUACGUUCCUUUUUGUCGUUUCAGCCCGGUAAGUUUCCCUACAUACUUAUGUGUCCAUGACACAGCUAUAGCUGGCCGAGAUCCAAACCCCUAAACAUAUUAAUUAAUACGAGCGAAUAUCCUAUAUUCACUUAUCCGACUAUCUUCAUUCCACGCCAUGGGAACCUCCGUCCGCCGCAAUCUCUUCCACCAUCACCUCAGCAGACGCGCUGGCUCGACCGGUCCCGCGGGUUCCGCUGCGCAUAGUAGCACCAGCAAUGGGACCUCCAACCUGUCUACACAGGUGCUGCAGCCCGCUUCAUCCGAAGCUUCUACAUGCUUGAGUUCCGGUUCCAUUGACAAUGGGGAAAUCGUGGUCAAGGACAAGAAUGGCAGCUACAAGCUCGAUAUUCCCGUACUCCCACCCUUGAUUGGAGAAGAGGGCGAGGAAAUGGAGGGUAUGGAGGAGGGAGGUGCCGGUGGUGGUUCUUCGAAUGGACACGCGAUGUCCGGACGUGAGAAAGAAAAAAUGGAGGCGAACCUGGUGGAGAUGAUGUACCGGAAUCGCAACAGACGGAUGAGCAGUGAGCCAGCUGAAAUCCUCACCCACAUACACCAGGGCCUUCGAAACAAGGUCGCCGCCUUGGAGGAGGAUAAUUGGAUGUACGAGGCUGAAGUUGACUCGAGGGUCUAAUCAUUCCAUUCGCGCCCCGUUUGUCUAUAUUCAUUAUUAUGCAUGGCGGA